AGUGAGAGUCCAGGAGCGGAUCUGACGAACGUACAUGUGCGCAUAGUAAAGCGAGAGAAAAUGAAAGCUUUUUAAUUAUUAAUUACUCUUUUCAUGUUAUUGCGCACGGAGGAUGCAGCCUGUACGAUGAGAGGAUUUUAUUUUCGUUUUUAUGUUGCGAAUAAAAGCAGUUAGGGUAGGAUUUUAUAAGAAGUUAUGCAGCGUUGGUCAAGAUAGGUCCGCGAUCUUUGUGAUGAAACAUUUUGAUCCUGCUUUAGUCUUUUGAUUUUUCUUCAUUUUAAGUUGAAAUGGCUUUAGUAGUGUACCUGAAGACAGUCAAGGAGCUUCGUGGAAAGGGAGACCGCAUCGCUAAAGUGACUUUCAGAGGUCUCUCCUUCUUCUCCCGGGUGCUGGAAAAUUGCGAAGAUGAGGCUCGAUUUGAGCAGGCGUUCCGUUGGCCAAUUGGGAGUCAGGUGGACGGCGACGAGAUGCUGGAGAUCCAAGUGUUUAAUUACAGCAAAGUCUUCACUAACAGGUUAAUUGGCACUUUCCGCAUGGUUCUGCAGAAGGUGGUGGAGGAGGGUCACUUGGAAGUGUCUGACACUCUUAUUGACGACAAUAACACAGCCAUACGGACAAGUAUUUCCAUAGAGAUCAAAUAUCAGACCAUGGACGGGAGUGUGAAGGUGUGGAGCGAUGGUGAAUUCCUUGAUAUUCCAGACGACUGUGAUGGAACUUUCCAGUUUGAGACAGACAGUCUACUCUCUGGACGCAGCCAGAGCUCCGGGAUGUCACCUGGACGAACUAUCCAUGGGAUUCCCACAUUCCGCAAGACAGGAAAAGGAGUGUUUUCAGCCAUGAAACUAGGCAAGACUCGCAUCUCUAAAGAUGACCACAAAAAAGGAGAUGAUCCUGCCAUUUUGGAUGCAGAAGAUUUGGAUCGAAAGGCCAUUCGUCUGGGCGGUGGACUUGACCCUGAUACCAUCUCACUGGCCUCUGUUACUGCAGUAACCACUAAUGUCUCCAACAAAAGAUCAAAGCCUGACAUUAAGAUGGAGCCCAGUUCAGGGCGUCCUGUGGAUUAUCAGAUCAGUGUUACAGUAAUCGAGGCCCGUCAGUUGGUUGGUUUGAACAUGGAUCCUGUGGUUUGUGUGGAAAUUGGAGAAGACAAGAAGUAUACAUCAAUGAAGGAGUCCACAAACUGCCCCUACUACAAUGAGUACUUUGUCUUUGACUUCCAUGUGCCUCCAGAUGUCAUGUUUGACAAGAUCCUGAAGAUAUCAGUAAUACAUUCUAAAAACCUUCUAAGAAGUGGUACUCUGGUGGGUACCUUCAAACUAGAUGUGGGAACUGUUUACUUACAACCUGAGCACCAGUUUCACCACAAAUGGGCAAUGCUGUCAGACCCUGAUGACAUCACAGCUGGCUGCAAAGGUUACGUUAAGUGUGACAUUGCAGUCGUUGGAAAAGGAGACAACAUCAAGACGCCCCACAAGGCCAAUGAACCAGAUGAGGAUGACAUAGAAGGGAAUCUUCUUUUGCCGGAGGGAGUUCCAUCGGAGAGGCAAUGGGCUCGGUUUUAUGUUAAGAUUCAUAGGGCUGAGGGACUACCUAAAAUGAACACCAGCAUCAUGGCCAACGUAAAGAAAGCUUUUAUCGGGGAGAACAGAGACCUUGUGGAUCCUUAUGUCCUUGUGCAAUUUGCAGGGCAGAAGGGUAAAACGUCAGUUCAGAAGAGCAGCUACGAGCCCAUCUGGAAUGAGCAAGUAAUCUUCACCGAGAUGUUCCCACCUUUGUGUAGGCGACUGAAAGUUCAGAUCCGUGAUUCAGACAAGGUGAAUGAUGUUGCCAUAGGAACCCAUUUCAUCGAUCUACGAAAGAUUGCGAACGAUGGAGACAAAGGGUUCCUGCCCACUAUGGGCCCAGCCUGGGUGAAUAUGUAUGGCUCUACUCGUAACUACACCCUGAUGGAUGAGCACCAGGACUUGAACGAGGGGCUGGGGGAAGGCGUGUCCUUUAGGGCACGCCUUCUAAUUAGUAUAGCAGUGGAGAUCCUGGACACCUCUUCUGCAGACAUAAUGAGCUCUACUGAGGUACAAAUAGAGCCAGUGUCCAACAUCUCAGAGAGUGCCACAGGGAAGAUGGAGGAGUUUUUCCUUUUUGGGUCGUUCUUGGAGGCCACAAUGAUAGACAGGAAAAUUGGAGAUAAACCCAUCAGCUUUGAAGUCACUAUCGGUAACUAUGGUAACCAGAUUGAUGGUGUGAGCAAGCCUGCAUCAGCAAAGAAGAAGAAAGAGGGUGGAGGGGAGAGUGAAGAAGAGGAGACCGAGCUCAUCCACAACUCCAGUGAUGAAGAGGCAGAGGAUGAUGGAGAUUUGAUGUCUGUGCCGUCUACCCCACCUAUGAAACCGGUUAUCACUGACAGAAAUUACUUCCACUUGCCUUACUUUGAAAAGAAACCCUGCAUUUACAUCAAGAGCUGGUGGCAAGACCAAAGGAGACGGCUGUACAACUCCAAUAUAAUGGACAAGAUUGCAGAUAAACUGGAGGAAGGUCUGAAUGAUGUUCAAGAAAUCAUAAAAACAGAAAAGGCGUAUCCAGAACGCAGACUUAGAGGUGUAUUAGAAGAACUUAGCACAAGUUGCAGCCGAUUUGUUACACUGGCAAACAAAGAUCAGAAUUUAGCCGGAAGAACCAAACUGGACAAAGAGAGGCUGAAGUCCUGUAUGAGAGAAAUGGAGAGCAUGGCUCAGCAGGCGAAGACUAUCCGCUCACAAGUGAAGAGAAACACGGUUCGAGACAAACUCAAGCUAGUGUUCAAUUUCCUUCACAGGCUUCGUUUCCUGGCAGAUGAGCCCCAGCACAGCAUCCCUGAUGUGUUCAUAUGGAUGAUUAGCAACAACAAACGCAUAGCAUAUGCCCGCAUACCCUCCAAAGACAUCCUGUUCUCAAUUGUUGAUGAAGAGAUGGGAAAAGACUGUGGGAAAGUCAAAGCUGUUUUUCUCAGGCUGCCAGGAAAGAAAGGCUUUGGGCCUGCUGGCUGGACAGUUCAGGCUAAACUAGAGAUGUAUUUGUGGCUGGGGUUGAACAAACAGAGGAAAGACUUCUUGAGUGGCCUUCCUAGUGGUUUUGAGGAAAACAAGGCAACGAAGGGAACAGGCUUACAGGCUGUUCCUCCCAUCAGCCUGGUUUAUAACAUGAAGCAGGUGUUUCAGCUGAGGGCCCAUAUGUAUCAGGCUCGCAGUCUGUUUGCUGCUGACAGUAGCGGCCUGUCUGACCCUUUUGCAAGGGUCUUCUUCUCCACCCACAGCCAGGUGACAGAGGUCCUCAGCGAGACUCUUUGUCCUACAUGGGAUCAGUUGCUUGUGUUUGAUAAUGUUGAACUCUAUGGUGAGGCCGGUGAACUCCGUGAUGAUCCUCCAAUCAUUGUCAUUGAACUGUACGACCAAGACACUGUGGGGAAAGCUGAAUUCAUUGGGCGAACAUUUGCAAAGCCACUAACUAAGAUGGUUGAUGAACACUACGGGCCCCCACGGUUCCCCCCUCAGCUGGAGUACUAUCAGAUCUACAGAGGAAACUGCACUGCAGGAGAUCUGUUGGCUGCUUUUGAGCUACUGCAGAUUCCUUAUGAUGAUGAGGAGAUCAGGAGGGCUCUUAUUGCUGUCCAUGACUUUGCUGUACCUCAGAUCAAGAUUGGUCCAGCAGGGCGGGCAGCACUUCCUCCAAUUGAUGGCCCAACUGAUUCAGACCGUGGACCCAUUCUGCCUGUUCCAUUGGGCAUACGACCAGUUCUCAGCAGAUAUCGUAUAGAGGUCUUGUUUUGGGGUCUGAGGGACCUUAAAAGAGUCAACCUGGCCCAGGUGGACAGGCCUCGUGUGGACAUUGAGUGUGCAGGGAAAGGAGUUCAGUCAGCUCUCAUUCAGAACUACAAAAAGAAUCCAAACUUCAGCACGUUAGUGAAGUGGUUUGAAGUGGAUCUGCCAGAAAAUGAGCUACUUCAUCCACCACUCAAUAUUCGGGUGGUGGACUGCAGGGCAUUUGGACGCUACACCUUGGUCGGGUCUCAUGCCGUGACCAGCCUUCGCAAGUUUAUCUACAGCCCCCCAGACAAGACUGCUAACAACUGGGCUCACACAGCUAGACUGGCCAAUGGCUACAUGGCUCUCACGAAUGGGACAUCUCAUUCCCGCCCCCACACCCGUCCCAUUUCUCAUCCCUCAGGUGAUAUUGUGGUCAAUAUGGACCCUGAACCCAACAUUAAGAAGAUGGACACAGUUGUCAAGAUCGAUGCUACCACCGAUGCUGUUGUUAAAGUUGACUUGAAUGAGGAUGAGAAUCAAAAAGAGAAAAAGAAGAAGAAGAAAAAGAAGGGAGAAGAAGUGGACGAAGAAGAGCCAGAUGAGAGCAUGUUGGACUGGUGGUCCAAAUACUUUGCCUCAAUAGAGACUAUGAUGGAGAAUCUCAGAGCCCAGGAGGCCGCUCUGGCAGAGGCAGAGGAAAGAGAAGAUUUGGAGAUAGCAGCCGAGAGUGCAGAGAUCAAAGUUGAUGACUUUCCUAUGAAAGGCACCAAACCCAAGGAAAAGAGCAAAGACAAGAAGAGCUCCAAGGACAAAAAGAAGAACCAAGAUGGCACAGAAAAGCGACCUCUGAAACCAAAAGUUGAUGAACUCAUGGUGUACAGUAAAGAGCUGGAGAGUGACUUUGGUAACUUUGAGGACUGGCUCCACACCUUCAACCUGUAUAGAGGAAAGGCUGGAGAUGAUGAUGACCACAAUGUGGUUGAUGAUGACAGGAUUGUGGGCAGAUUCAAGGGUUCCCUCUGUAUGUAUAAACUCCCACUGUCUGAGGAGAUCACCAGGGAGGCAGGAUUUGACCCGAACAUGGGCAUGUUCCAAAGUAUUCCUCACAAUGACCCCAUCAAUGUCCUCAUAAGGAUUUAUAUCAUUAGAGCUACAGACUUGCAUCCUGCGGAUAUAAAUGGUAAAGCAGAUCCUUACAUAGUCAUUCGUUUGGGAAAGUCAGAUAUUCGGGAUAAGGAGAACUACAUAUCCAAACAGCUGAAUCCUGUCUUUGGAAAGUCAUUUGACAUAGAGGCUACAUUCCCAAUGGAGUCCAUGCUGACUGUGGCAGUAUAUGACUGGGAUUUGGUUGGAACUGAUGACCUGAUUGGUGAGACUAAAAUUGAUUUGGAGAACAGAUACUACAGCAAACACAGAGCCACAUGUGGCAUUGCAUCCAACUACUCUGUCCAUGGUUACAAUGUGUGGCGGGACCCUCAGAAGCCAACUCAGAUCCUUGCUAAGUUGUGCAAGGAAGCUAAAUUGGAUGGACCCCACUAUGGACCUGGUGGGAGGGUCAAAGUUGCAAACCGCAUCUUUCUUGGGCCAACAGAAAUUGAGGAUGAGAGUGGUCUGAAGAAGCAGACAGAAGAACACUUGGCUCUUACUGUUCUUAGGCAUUGGGAGGAGAUCCCACGUGUUGGUUGCAAACUCAUCCCGGAGCAUGUGGAAACCAGACCACUACUCAACCCGGACAAGCCAGGCAUAGAACAGGGAAGGCUUGAAAUGUGGGUGGACAUGUUUCCUAUGGAUGUACCUGCACCAGGACCCGCCAUUGACAUAUCACCGCGCAAACCAAAGAGAUAUGAGCUCAGGGUGAUAAUAUGGAAUACUGACGAGGUAAUUCUGGAAGACGAUGAUUACUUCACAGGGGAAAAGUCCAGUGACAUUUUUGUGAGGGGCUGGCUAAAAGGACAACAGGAGGAUAAACAGGACACAGACGUGCAUUAUCACUCUCUGACUGGGGAAGGAAACUUCAACUGGCGCUUUGUCUUCCCUUUUGACUAUCUCAUGGCUGAGGAGAAGAUAGUCAUCUCUAAAAAAGAAUCUAUGUUUUCCUGGGAUGAGACUGAGUACAAGAUUCCUGCUCGACUCACCCUUCAAGUAUGGGAUGCUGACCAUUUCUCUGCAGAUGACUUCCUGGGUGCGAUUGAGUUGGACUUGAAUAAGUUUACUCGUGGGGCAAAAACAGCUAAGCAGUGCUCUCUCGACAUGGUUCUCAAGGAGCAUGAGCUGCCAUCCAUCUCCAUCUUUAAACAGAAGAGAGUAAAGGGCUGGUGGCCAUUUGUGGCCCGGGAUGAGAAUGAUGAAUUCGAGCUCACAGGAAAAGUGGAGGCAGAGCUCCAUCUACUGACAGCAGAGGAGGCAGAGAAAAAUCCAGUCGGCCUUGGGCGGAAUGAACCUGAGCCACUUGAGAAACCAAAUCGUCCGACUACCAGCUUGUCGUGGUUGUUGAGUCCAAUACGGGUGACCUGCAUAAUGUGUUGGCGGCAGUAUAAAUUGGCAACAGUGGUGACACUGCUCAUCAUAAGUGGACUGAUCUUUUUGGGCCUCCUGUUAUUUUCCCUUCCUUCAGCUUUCACCCAGAAGAUCUUCAAUCUCUUCUAAUCACCUGAUGCUUGCACAAUAUACACAAAGCAGGUUAUUGAAAUGGAUGGCAUCACUUAUAAGCAUUGCUGAUUAAAUGCAAUUUAUUGCUGAUUUAAGGCAAAUGUGGCAUCAUUUGUCUGUUAAGAAUACUGUUACAUUUUGAUCAUUGACAUUUGCCAGGCAUGUACUGUAUAUGAAGAAUUGUUAUGGGAUGGGUGUUUCCUCAGCUAUAAGCUCUUUUGCCUGUUUCUGUUGCACUGUCAUUGGUUUAAUUAUUUGUCUAAUUAGAACCUAACAGUGUCUAUACAGUUAAGGUCAAAAGUUUACAUACACCUUGCAGAAUCUGCAAAAUGUGAAUUAUUUUACCAAAAUAAGAGGGAUCAUAAAAAACGAUAUUAUUUAGUACUGACCUGAAUAAGAAAAGUUCACAUAAAAGACAUUUACAUAUAGAGAAAAUUGUUAAAUUUAUAAAAAAUUAUCCCGUUCAAAAGUUUACAUACGCUUGGUUCUUAAUACUGUGUUAUUACCUGAAUGACCAACGGCUGUUUUUUUGUUUGUGAGUCCCUUGUUUGUCCUAAACAGUUAAACUGCCCGCUGUUCUUCAGAAAAAUCCUCCAGGUCCCACAAAUUCUUUGGUUUUUCAGCAUUUUUGUGUAUCAACAAUGACCGUAUGAUUUUGAGAUCCAUCUUUUCACAUUGAGGGCUACUAGGUUUAUAUGCAACUAUUACAGAAGGUUCAAAUACUCACUGAUGCUUCAGAAGGAAAAGCGAUGCAUUAAAAGCCAGGGGUAUAAGCUUUUGAACAGAAUGAAGAUACGUUUUUCUUAUUUUGCCUAAAUAUAUAUAUAGUUUUUCAUUUAGUACUGCCCUUCAGAAGCUACAGAAGAUACUUACAUGUUUCCCAGAAAAUUUACCCUGAUCUUCAAAUUCAAAAACUUAAUUCAUUGUGUUUCCUUCUGGAGCAUCAGUGAGUUUGAACCUUCUGUAAUAGCUGCAUACGAGUCUCUUCGUUGUCCUCAGUGUGAAAAGGUGGAUCUCAAAAUCAUACAGUCAUUGUUGGAAUGGCUUCAAAUACACAAAAAUGUUGAAAAACCAAAGAAUUUGUGGGAGAGCUGUGGAUCAUUCAGGUAACAAUACAGUAUUAAGUGUAUGUAAACUUUUGAAUGGGGUCAUUUUUAUUCAAGUAUUAUUUUCUCUAGUGGACUAUAUGUAAAUGUCUUUUAUGUGAAAUGUCUUAUUCAGGUCAGUACUAAAUAAAAAAAUAACACGCAUUUUGUAUGAUUUGCAGAUUCUACAAGGUGUAUGUACACUUUUGACCUCAACUGUACAUGCAUCACAGGAAAAUUUAUUUUAGUCAUUUAUUUCUGAAAGUCACAAAGAUAUCCACCACAUCUCAACUUAGGCACAGUAUUGUAUGUGACAAGAUUCUGUGGUACAACUGAUGGAAGUUACACUUUACACAUUUCAGUGGAAAAAAAUGUUCGACCUCACUGCUAAAGCUAAUUUCAUAGUUUACAUUUUAUGUAUCACAAAGUUAUUUAAUAUUUUUAUGCUAUUUUUAUGUAAUUAUAAAAAAUUACAGCUUGAUUGGAAAUGUCACACAAAAAGGGAUUUUUCCCUUGAUUUUUCGUUGUUUCUUCAUUAUGUCUAUUUUCACACAUAUGCUUGUUGUUCACACUGUUAAGAAAAUCACAUGAGAAUUUGUGGUUAAGAGUUUCAACCUGUUGAACAGCUGCACAAUCAGUACUGAAAUUGUUUAGGUUUACUUCAGAUAGCUUUAGUAGAAUAACAUGUUUUAAUAUUUCUAUACUU
Labeo rohita (rohu) is the source of this 8219-nucleotide messenger RNA. It is a transcript of the gene otofa, whose product is annotated as otoferlin a. NCBI's taxonomy places the organism in Eukaryota, Metazoa, Chordata, Actinopteri, Cypriniformes, Cyprinidae. The coding region runs from base 288 to 6425 and encodes 2045 amino acids. The transcript is spliced from 47 exons. The record is from RefSeq and is a predicted model, not a curated record. Gene Ontology annotation, biological process: synaptic vesicle priming; plasma membrane organization. Gene Ontology annotation, molecular function: AP-2 adaptor complex binding; calcium ion binding. Gene Ontology annotation, cellular component: presynaptic active zone membrane; synaptic vesicle membrane.